Messenger RNA from Oryctolagus cuniculus (rabbit), 3253 nucleotides. RefSeq names its product periphilin 1 (gene PPHLN1). Gene Ontology annotation, cellular component: nucleoplasm. Gene Ontology annotation, biological process: negative regulation of gene expression, epigenetic; negative regulation of DNA-templated transcription; protein localization to heterochromatin. The record is from RefSeq and is a predicted model, not a curated record. Lineage: Eukaryota; Metazoa; Chordata; Mammalia; Lagomorpha; Leporidae.
GCGCGCGCCGGAAGUGCCUGGCAGACGGCGGCGGCGGGCGGACGGGUGCGUUCCUGGUUUCCCGCGGCCGAGUCGGCAGAGAGACGGAGAGACAGAGACAGAUCUUCCACCUGCUGGUUCACUUCCCAAAUGUCUGCAACAGCCGAGGCUGGGCCAGGCCGAAGCCAGGAGCCACAAACGCAGUCUGGGUCUCCUGCUUGGGUGGCAGGGUCCCAAGUACUUGAGCCGUUAUCUGCUGCUUCCCCUGUGGGUUACAGAAGAGAUGAGAUGUGGUCUGAAGGACGCUAUGACUAUGAGAGACUCCCAAGAGAACGGGUACCUCCUCGCAGUCACCCUGGCGAUGGCUACCGUAGAGUAGUUAAUAUUGUGCCAAAGAAACCACCACUGCUAGACAGACCUGGUGAAGGAAGCUACAAUAGAUAUUACAGUCAUGUUGAUUACCGAGAAUAUGACGAGGGCCGCAGUUUUUCUCAUGAUCGAAGAAGUGGUCCGCCUCACAGAGGAGAUGACUCUGGUUAUCGGUGGACGAGAGAUGACCAUUCUGCAAGCAGACAGACUGAAUACAGGGGGAGGCAAACAACGGAGCCCUUACUCCCUCUUCCUCCAGAGGCCCUGCGACGGAAAGCUCCCUCCUUCACAAGGGGGAGGCAAACAACGGAGCCCUUACUCCCUCUUCCUCCAGAGGCCCUGCGACGGAAAGCUCCCUCCUUCACAAGGAACAUGAGAGAUGGCUUUAGAAGAAAAGGUUGCUACUCUUCCCAUUACGUGAGAGACCGGUCUCCUCAUAAAAGGGAUGCUCCUUUUCUCAGAGAAUCACCUGUAGGCCGCAAGGACUCUCCUCACAGCAGAUCCGGCUCCAGUGUCAGUAGCAGAAGCUACUCUCCGGAAAGAAGCAAAACAUACUCUUUCCAUCAGUCUCAGCAUAGAAAGCCCGCGCGUGCUGGUACCUUCUACAAACGGCAGAAUGAAGGAAAGCCAGAAAGAGGUAAAGAGAGAGCCGUCCAGUCUUUGAAAACAUCAAGAGACACUUCGCCCUCAAGUUCUUCAACAGUGCCUUCAGCAAAGACGCUGGACAAGCCCAGCAGGCUCACUGAGAAGGAACUUGCGGAGGCCGCGAGCAAGUGGGCUGCUGAGAAGCUGGAGAAGGCGGAUGAAAGUAACUUGCCGGAAAUUUCAGAGUAUGAGGCGGAAUCUACGGCACCGUUAUUCAUUGAGCACCCAGAGGAACCUGAAUCCAGUACGGCUGCCGGUGUGGAACUGUUUGAAGACAGUCAGCUGACUACUCGCUCUAAAGCAAUAGCAAACAAAACCAAAGAGAUUGAGCAGGUUUACCGGCAAGACUGUGAAACCUUCGGGAUGGUUGUCAAGAUGCUGAUUGAGAAAGAUCCUUCUUUAGAGAAGUCCAUACAGUUUGCACUGCGGCAGAAUCUACACGAGAUAGGCGAGCGGUGUGUUGAGGAGCUCAAGCACUUCAUCGCAGAGUACGACACUUCCACUCAAGAGUUCGGAGAGCCUUUUUAGAAAACCUCACCCUCAGAAAAGUGUUCUUGACCCCCCACCCCUGGAUUGUAUAAAUCCUUAAUAUAUGGAAUUUUUGCAGUGAAGAGACAUACUCUAUGAUAGUUGACCACAUUUCCGUAUCAAAUAAAGAUGUCAAACCGAACAUCUCAGUUGGAAUAGUCUCCAUCCACCUGCAGAGCCGCUCUUCCAGCCUCUUUGUCCCCAGGUGGUGCUGGGACAGUUAAGUUUUCAGGCUUUGAGAGUGCAGUCCUGGGAGGCACGUGCUGUCCUCACUCGCGCUGCGUUGUCUUUCCCACACUGGAUUUUCUGUUUGGUCCCUGAAGUGUGAGGCACAGCUCACAGAUUUUCCACUUCAGCCUUAGUAAUCUUUCCCGAGUGCGCGAGAACGUUCGAAUUCUGACUUUCGGUUUUCUUGGAGUCUUGCUUGUUUUCCUUGGACUAUGUGUAUGUUAAAGUGUACUGUCCUAAUAAUUCUGACUCAGUGACAAAACAGAGUACUUGAAAUCUCGGCAAGGCACCUCAGAAUAAAAUCCCUUUCUUUUGCCCUGAUUGGACUCGAUGUCUCGUCUUAAAUAUCAUCCUGAAAGUCCCAAGGACUCCCACUGCUCUUUGACUCGUGGAAGGCAGCGUGAGGUGAAGGAUGAAGGGUAUUUGGAAGUGGAGAAUCCCUAACUAGUAAAUGUAUUUGGAAUAUGCCGACGUAGCAGGGUUUUACUUUCCUCCAUAGGCCCAUACUCCCUACUUCAAAAACAAAGGUGACUGAUGAGGUGCCCACAGUGAGACCAUUUUGGGUUACCCACAAUUCCUUGUCUCUGCCAGGGCUGGCAGGAGUUCUUAGUUCCUCACAGGUGGUGCCGAGCUCCAGUGCGUGCCUGCAGUCGGUGGUCUGGCCCUUCCCCAGCAGGGAGCAUUCGCACAGUCCCCUCAUUGCUGGUCACUUGCAGCUCAUGCUGGCACUGAGACAGAAUACAUCGUUUUGUGGCGCCCGUGAGGAAGCCCUAGGAAUCAUGUUUGUUACUGAACCAGCCAGUCAUCCUCUCUCUCCUUCCUUUCCCUCUCCAUUCUCUUCCAGUGCAGCCAUUCUUUGUAGUGGCGUUUACAGAAAGUAUGAAAAGAACUACCCCAGAAUAUAUAAAAGUUGCAAUACAGUGGGAAUAGCAGUGUGGAUAAUUUAACCGAACCUAUAAUGGGUGCCUCAAAAUGUGUGUUAGGCCACUCCAUCAGUGGAAAAGCUGGUUGAGGGCAACAGUGAGUUUUUAAGUCUGCUGCGUGCACCCCUUGGAUCUUUGUUUUUGCCAUCUGAAUGUUGUGCUGACCUAAACAUGAUGCCUGAGAAGCUACCAAGUGACAGUGGGAACUCAUUCAGCUCCAGAAGUCUCAGUAACAGAUGCUGCCGCCUCCCUUUUCUCCAAAUUCCAUGUAGCACCUAUAGCUGUUUAUAGCUCACUGCCAGCAUUGUUCUGUGGGUGUCAGUGUUAAAUCCCUCAGGGGUUUUUGAGCUGCCUUUUAAAUCCUAAUUUUAGCAUAGGGCAAUUCAGUUGUGUACCACUGUAUAUUUUGCAAAGCAUUCUGAAUUACAGAGAUUCGCUUGUAAACCAUUGUUUUUAGUAUGCCCAGUGAUAAAAUUGUCAUUGUCUGACUCCAAAGCCCACGAUGAUCAACAGGAAAACAGAUACUGUAAAGUGGUUUGUGAAUUUUAAAAGUGCAAAAUAAAGCAACUGAGUUUAAAUAA